This is a messenger RNA of Vicia villosa (hairy vetch), 2862 nucleotides long. Its product is annotated as DExH-box ATP-dependent RNA helicase DExH12-like. The record is from RefSeq and is a predicted model, not a curated record. Gene Ontology annotation, molecular function: ATP binding; nucleic acid binding. Gene Ontology annotation, cellular component: nucleus. Bases 1 to 2862 code for a protein of 953 amino acids. NCBI's taxonomy places the organism in Eukaryota, Viridiplantae, Streptophyta, Magnoliopsida, Fabales, Fabaceae. The transcript has a single exon.
AUGGACCCACUGAAUCCAUUUCCAAUGGAUUUGACUGCAUCUAUCCAACCCAUUACUAGCUGUUAUGCUGUGGUGGAACUCAAAAUCAAUCCCACAUUCACAUUUGAAUGGAACUCUCAAUGUUUGGGGAUACAUGUAGUGGUUGAAAAUCCUGAAGCUGCUGAAGGCCAGAGAUUGGUUUAUAGACAGGCUUCAUUGCUCAACAAUAACUAUAUUGGUGAGCCCAACAUAUUCACUUUUGCUAUGCCAAUGCUUCUCCCUCGUCCCUCAAAUUACAUAAUACAGGUUAGAGUAGACUCAUUUAAUUUUUUCUCGGGUGUUUUAACUCUUCCAGUAGACCACCUAACCUUUCCUGGAGACGAAAUACAGCCUGUGGAAUUAAUGAAACUCGAAUCUUUGCUGCCCAUUAAUUCAUUAAUAGAUGCACCUUAUGAAGAUCUAUAUAAGAAACAGUUCAAAUAUUUUAAUCCAAUUCAGAUUAAGGUGUUCCCUGUCAUCUAUCAUUCCGAUGAUAAUGUAUUUGUUGCUGCUCCACCUGGGAGCGGAAAAACUGUAUGCGCAGAAUUGGCUAUUUUGAGGAAUCACAAACACAAAAAGGGUACCAUUGUUUAUAUUGCACCCGUUCAAGCUCUGGCCCAUAAAAGAUAUGUUGAUUGGGAAGAGAAAUUUAGGGGUCUCGAUUUGAAUGUCGCUGAACUAACGGGAGAUAUUGAGACCGAUGUGGAACUGCUUCAAACAAGACACCUUAUAAUUAGUAUUCCACCUGUAUGGGAUGCUCUAUCCCGUCAAUGGAAACAAGUACCCGUUGUUCAACAAGUUAGUCUCUUCAUUGUGGAUGAUUUGCAUUUUAUGGGAUUAUCUAAAGAGGGUCAUAUAUUAGAGUCCAUUUUAGUUAGAAUGAAUCAUGUUGCGAGUCAAAUGGAAAACAAGUUUCGCAUGGUUGCUUUCUCAGCUUCACUUGCCAAUGGAAAGGAUAUGGGGGAAUGGAUUGGAGCCAGCUCCCGGGGCCUUUUCAAUUUUUCUCGUCAUGUUCCUCUGGAAUUAUCAAUUAAACCUGUAAAGCUCUUCGGAACACAUAUAUACAAUUCAACCCAAAGGUUUAAGGAAAGGGUCAAGUCUACUUUCCUUAUUAUUACACAAAAUGCCAACAAUGGGGAUACUACUCUGGUAUAUGCACCUACAGAAGACCAUCUCUUCUUCACAGUUAUGGAAUUGAAUCGUCUCUUGGAGAACAAGCCACUUGUUUAUGUACAGCCAGAAUCAUUAAAAACUGCUAUUAAUGAGAUCAGUGAUUCAACAUUAAAACGUAGUCUAUCAUGUGGAAUAAGCUACCUUCAUGAAGACAUGAACCCUAAAGAUCAGGACAUUGUAUCUGACUUAUACAAAGCCGGUCUAAUUAGAGUAUGUAUAUUAAACAGCUCCAUGUGUUGGAGAGUGUCAAUGGUGGCACAUCAAGUGGUUGUAAUGGGAACCGGAUACGAUGAUUACGAUGGACCUAAUCUUCCUCUUGUCGAUAUUUUCCAAAUGUCGGGCCAAGCGGGUCGGUAUUCAGUCGACAGCGUUGGAAAAUUCACCAUCAUGUGCCAUCCGGGUGAAGAGAGUUACUACCGAUUAUUUUUAGAGCAGUCUUGUCCCGUGGAGAGUCGUCUCCAUCAAUCUUUACUGGAUAUAUUGAAUGCUGAAACUGUUUGCGGGAACAUUGCAAACAUGCAAGAUGCCAUGAAUUACUUAGCGCAAACAUUCAUGUGUCAGCGCCUCGAGAAGAAUCCGAGUUAUUACCAUUGUCACAUAGAGGUUGGCAGUUACCUGGAAUUGCUAAUCGAAAGAUCAUUCAAUGAGUUAAUAACAGAUGGGGUUGUUUUACAUCAUGGUGGGCUUAAGCUUUCCCCUUCUGAUCUCGGAAGGAUAGCAUCGGACACUUACCUCAGCUGUAAAACAAUUGUGGUAUUUUCUAGAAUGCUGACACAAGAAAGUGAUGUAUGGCGACUUUUGGAAAUUUUGUGUUCAGCUUAUGAAUAUAAGGCACUGCUGCCUAAUAGACGGGUGCUUAUUGAUGAUAAAAAAAUAAAAGAUCUAUUCUCCGAUCAGAUAUUUGCCGAAAAUGCAAACUUCAAUGACCCUCACGUAAGGGCCAAUGCCCUGCUUCAGACUUACUUCUCAAGGAUAAAAGCUCUAAGUAGUAACCUUAUAGAGGACAGAAAAGAGGUUGUGUUGUUAUUGGAUAAGCUUUUAGUUGGGUUGAUUGAAGUGGCAUCGAAGAGGGGUUGGGUCUCAUUGAUGAAACGUGCUACAAAUAUUAGAGCAAUGACUGUGCAUGCAAUUUGGCAUAAUGAUGAUUCUUUUCUUCAACUUCCCUAUUUUACAAGAAAAAUGGUUACUAAAUGCAGAGAAAACAAUAUUUUAAGUUUUUCUGAUUUGUGUAACUCAGAGACACAAUAUAUAUGUGAACUACUACGACUGAGAACUUUCCAAUGGUUGGAAAUCACCCGAUUAAUCAAAGGUAACCAACUUCCUUUGAACUAUUCAGUCAAGGUGGAUGGUAUAAUUGUAGGGGGGAAGAGAACAGUUGAUGUGGAGUUGAGUACCAAGAGAAGUGGGGAUGAAAUAUUUAUUUCUUCCCCUUUUUAUCCCGGUAAAAAGAGAGAAAAGUGGUGGGUUUUUGUUGAAGAUGCACAAAACCAAUUACUUACGUAUCGGCUAGUAAGUCCGUGGGCUUAUAAGGGAGAUUUAGCUAUCACAUUACGGUUUACAGUUCCAGUUCAGCCGGAGACAACAUGGUAUAACAUAACUUUCAUUAGUGAUUCAAUGAAGGGAAUUACUAAAAGGAGAGUUUUUCAUGUGAAAGGUUAUGACAUAGAGUAA